UCUAAAUAAAGACUUCGGUGUCUUUUUUGGGGAUGACUUUCAUUGACUUUUUUCAAAACUAGCUACAAAGACAGAGUUUGCUGGCGGUGGUAGCCUGCCGCUUGGUCGUUUCCUCCCGGGCUGCUGCUGCUGCUGCUGCGCUGCAGUUAGCCCACGGGGCAGUUCGAAACAAGCUAGCAAACAAUGCAUAUGACGUUGGAAGAUUCCAGUCCAGUCCCACAAAUGUCAGGUUUUGGUCGCAAGCAAUGCGCGUCUCUGCAGUCGAAGUGGUAAAUGUUGUAUUUUGGGUGUAACUGUCUCUUUUCUCCAUUUUGUUUUUCCACUUGUAGAUGAGACCGAAGCUGAGGAGCGAACCGCUACUGUAAAGAUCCUGCCAUGUCUGGUCCAACCUGGCUGCCCCCUAGAACUCUGGAUAGUCCAGAGAGAGCCGUCCCCCAGAUGUCCCAUGUAACUGGGUCUGCCAUCUACAGAGCCCCCAACAAAAAGGCUGCUUCUGACUUCCCACCAAAAUAUAGCAACUAUGAACAGAAUGGAGGAGUCGGUGGUGUAGCCCUCAGGUACAUGGCUACUGGACCGAGAGCUGGUGGUUCAGUCCACCACCCUUCAAGUGAUCAUUACUAUUCUCCUCCUCAUGGUCCUAAGGAAGAUCGCAACUGGAGUCCUCACAUGGACAGUUAUGAGCUCAUGCAUCGUGGUCCUGGGAAAGCAGUGGGCCAUCCCUCUAAGAUCGACGCCGACAUUGACUCGCUCACGAGCAUGCUAGCUGAUCUGGACAGCCACCCGCACGAGUCCAGCACACAGCUGUACGACAAUGUGCCUUACAACAAGUACCUCAGCGAGGAUCAGUACAAAUCUGCACAUCAGAACCCGGCCCCCAGUCAGAGUCGUCCCUCAAUGGACUAUCCUCCUCACCCCCGCAGCCAGUACUACCCUGCCCCUCUGUACCACAGUGACCACCACUCUUCCCAAUACUCCUCGGCUCCCCACCAGGACUACUACUCCCCCUCUCCUCCAGCCCCCAAACCUUAUCCCCAGCCAGUCCCCGCAUCUUACACCACCGCCUCCACUCCGACAGGUCCCAGGUUCACUGUGCAGGUCAAGACAGCCCAACCAGUCACUUAUUCACAGACUGGGAGGCAAGCGGAGCAGGCCUACACUCCACCUCCGCCUCGGCAGCAUGUGAGCCGCCCUCCUCCCCAAACGAGUCCUCAAGGCUGGUACCCCCCACAGUCCAGCUCCCAGACUCAGGUGAUGCACCCUGAUGUGGGCUGCAAAGGAGUUGGUGGAAGAGUGAACCAGGUUUCAGUGCCCAAAAGAGGGAUGGAGAGUAAUCCGCCUGUGCAGAGUUCAGCAUAUCAGUCCAGUAAGGUGGCGGCAUCAACCAAACCUGAAGAGGAGUUGGAUCGACUCACGAAGAAGUUGGUGUACGACAUGAACCACCCACCUGCCGAGGACUACUUUGGCCGCUGCGCUCGCUGUGGUGACAAUGUGGUGGGUGACGGCAACGGCUGCAUCGCCAUGGAGCAGGUGUUCCACGUGGAGUGCUUCACUUGCAUCACCUGCCAUGCCCGCCUGCGAGGACAGCCCUUUUACGCCCUGGACAAGAAGAGUUACUGCGAGACUUGUUACAUUAGCACCUUGGAGCGAUGUUCAAAGUGCUCCAAACCCAUCUUGGACCGUAUCCUGCGAGCAAUGGGGAAAGCUUACCACCCACGCUGCUUCACAUGCAUCGUCUGUAACUGUUGCUUGGACGGCGUGCCCUUCACCGUGGACGCCACCUCUCAGAUUCACUGCAUAGACGACUUUCACAGGAAGUACGCUCCUCGCUGCUCUGUGUGUGGUGAGCCCAUCAUGCCUGAAGCCGGCCAGGAGGAGACGGUGAGGAUAGUUGCACUGGACCGCAGUUUCCACGUCAACUGCUACGUCUGCGAGGAAUGCGGACUACUCCUGUCCUCAGAGGGUGAAGGUCGUGGCUGUUACCCGCUCGAUGGCCACAUCUUGUGCAAGAGCUGCAGUGCCAGACGCAUCCAGGACCUGUCUGCCAAAAUCUCCACAGACUGCUGACUUACUCGCUGUCUGACGGCGUCUCUGCUGCCCUACUCAGCAUAUCUCCUUUCUGAUCACGAUGUCUUGACAGCUUUGUUACCCGGUUUGGUUCAACAUGGCUCUUGUGGCGCCACCUGCUGGUGUGUAGUCAUACGUCAUCUCGGUACAUGUUUGGUUUUCCACAUCUCUUCUGAAGGAAUUGAAGCCCAACCUGCCGGCGGUUUGGGCUCCAGCUUCACAGGUACAUUUAGGUUGUUGUCAAAUAUAUAUAAACUCACAAUUGUAUAAAAUGUAUUCGAAUAACGGCUUGUGACGUGUGUAAUGAAAGCACAACUGUGAGUGUACAGUACAUAACCGGCUGCGCCAGAGCCGUGUUGAGCAGUUUGCAGUGAAUCUUUGCAGUGAUGUAGCUUCAUAGAAAUGUAGACCAGAAGAAUGUUUUCUGUUCUUUUGCGAGACUGUUGCUUUCUGCUCCAUCCUUCUCAUAACAUUACAGAAUGUGAAACUUUGGUUUAAGCUCAACAUGCUUGAUACUUGACUGUUACAUGGAAGGCAACGGUGUGAUGAAGUAUUUCUGAAGGAAAACAGGGUGAUUGUCAUUUACUUGAAAACAAUAUGCCAUAAAAUUUGAGCCUCA
Synchiropus splendidus (mandarinfish) is the source of this 2683-nucleotide messenger RNA. RefSeq names its product thyroid hormone receptor interactor 6 (gene trip6). The transcript is spliced from 11 exons. Lineage: Eukaryota; Metazoa; Chordata; Actinopteri; Syngnathiformes; Callionymidae. The coding region runs from base 376 to 2064 and encodes 562 amino acids. Gene Ontology annotation, cellular component: stress fiber; focal adhesion. The record is from RefSeq and is a predicted model, not a curated record. Gene Ontology annotation, biological process: cell-cell adhesion.